AUACUCUUCUUGCUUAUAAGUUAUCUACCCAUGCAUGUAUACGUGAUAAUUUUGGCCAGGAGCUGUUAAAAGAGCGGGCAUGGCAUGCUGUGGUUCACGAAACGUCAGGUUUCAGAACGACCUCGAGGUCCAGCAGUUGAAAGCAAUCUCCCUGGAGAGCCCGUCAACAACGAGCAAGAACCACAGCAAACUGCCUCACGAUCCAAGGAAAUGCAAGCUGGGCUCCCGGGUCUGCCCGGAGAGGCCGUGCAGAAGCCUGAGGGACAGGGUGCUGUCGCGCGCCUUCUCGGAGGAGCUGGAGUCGCUGAUGCACUCCGGCAGCCACAUCUUCUUCGACCCCCGCGGCCGGGUGAUCCACCUGUGGAACAAGAUCUUCCUCACGGCGUGCCUGCUCUCCCUCUUUGUCGACCCGCUGUUCCUCUACCUCACCGGAACCCAGCAGAACAUGUGCAUCGAGUUCAAGCACUCGCUGGCGCUCAUGCUCUCCGUCAUACGCUCGCUGCUGGACGUGUUCUACGCUGCCCACAUCUGCCUCCGCUUCCGGACGGCGUUCAUCGCGCCGUCUUCCCGGGUGUUUGGGAGAGGGGAGCUUGUGAUCCAGCCCUACAAGAUCGCCAUGAGGUACCUGUCACGGGCCUUCUGGUUUGAUCUCAUCACCGCGCUGCCUUUACCACAGUUCGUGAUCUGGAUCGUCGUGCCUAUGCUCAAGGAAUCCGCCACGGCAAACCGGAAGGAUAUCCUUCGCUUCAGCAUCAUCUUCCAGUACCUCCCGCGGCUCUUCCAGAUCUUCCCGCUCACGAGGCAGAUCGUCAUGGCGACCGGAGCCAUGACGGAGAACGCAUGGGCCAGCGCGGCGUAUAACCUCAUACUCUACAUGCUGGCAAGCCACGUGCUGGGAGCAUUGUGGUACCUCUUCUCGGUGCAGAGGCAGGAGGCGUGCUGGAGAGAGGCGUGCAAUCUGGAGGGGCCCAUGUGUCGGACUGAGUUCUUCGAUUGCAAUACUGUGAGCAGCAACAGGACCAUCUGGUACGAGCUGAGCAACAUCACAAGAUUGUGCACUCCGGACAAUAGUUUCUACCAGUUUGGGAUUUACGCGGAGGCCUUCAACUAUAAGCUCACGACGUCGGCCUUCACGCAGAAGUACUUCUACUGCUUCUGGUGGGGACUCAAGAACCUCAGUUGCCUAGGGCAGAAUCUGGCGACGAGCUUGUACAUUGGAGAGAUAAGCUUUGCAAUCGUCAUUGGCGUCCUUGGGCUGGUGUUGUUUGCUCUGCUCAUUGGCAACAUGCAAUCUUAUCUCCAAGCGACCAUGAUCCGACUGGAGGAGUGGCGGACGAAGCGGACGGACAUGGAGCGGUGGAUGCACCACCGGCAGAUACCCCAGCCGCUGAAGCAGUGCGUGAGGAGGUACCAGCAGUACAAAUGGGUGGCCACCCGCGGCGUGGACGAGGAGGCCUUGCUCAAGGACCUCCCCAUGGACAUCCGCCGCGACAUCAAGCGCCACCUCUGCCUGGACCUCGUCCGGCGAGUGCCUCUGUUCGACGAGAUGGACGAGCGGACGCUGGAGGCCAUCUGCGAGCGGCUGCGGCCGGCGCUGUACACCCGUGGCACGCGGCUGGUGCGCGAGCUGGACCCCGUGGACUCCAUGCUCUUCAUCAUCCGAGGGUACCUCGACUCCUACACGACGCAGGGGGGGAGGUCCGGGUUCUUCAACUCGUGCCGCAUCGGGGCAGGGGAGUUCUGCGGGGAGGAGCUCCUGACGUGGGCGCUGGACCCGCGCCCUUCCGAGUACCUGCCGCGGUCCACGCGCACCGUGCGGGCCGUCUCCGAGGUCGAGGCGUUCGCGCUCGUCGCGGAGGACCUCCGGUUCGUGGCGUCGCAGUUCCGGCGCCUGCACAGCGCGCGGAUCCGGCACAGGUUCCGGUUCUGCUCGCACCAGUGGCGGACGUGGGCGGCGUGCUUCAUCCAGGCCGCAUGGCGCCGGCACAAGCGACGCCGCGCGUCCAUGGAGCAUAGGAUGCCCCAGGCAGGCGACGGGCGGGCGGGCGGGAGCGUGAGGUGCCGCCGGCACAGCUGCGACGGCAAGGCGCUCAAGAAGCCCAUGGAGCCGGAUUUUACGGUGGAACAAGAGAUCUAAAUUGUAGGACCGCCUAUUCUUGAGGAGAUAGCUGAAAACAUUUUCUGUUUCGGUCGAUUGUAUAGGAACCGCUGGAUAGGAAACGGACGGACAGAUCUUUUCUUCUACCUCCAAACGUUGACUUGUCAAUCCUGUUGCAAACUGCCGCAUUGCAUCCGGCGCACGAAUCUGGUGUCCUUA
Molecule: messenger RNA, 2317 nt
Organism: Triticum aestivum (bread wheat)
Lineage: Eukaryota; Viridiplantae; Streptophyta; Magnoliopsida; Poales; Poaceae
Product: protein CNGC15b
Exons: 5
Coding region: 80-2137 (685 amino acids)
Biological process (GO): monoatomic ion transport; transmembrane transport
Cellular component (GO): membrane
Molecular function (GO): monoatomic ion channel activity
Source: RefSeq, a predicted model, not a curated record